AGCAGCAGUCGGUCCGUGUGCGCUGGAGUGGCCGCACGGCGCCCGUUCAGCUCCCCCCUCCUGCCCUUGAUUCACACUGUCUUGCUCGCCUCCUCGUCAGCUCUCCUCUUCUUCUCCUCUUCCUCUUUCUUCCUCUACCUCCUCCUCCUCCUUCUCCUCCUAUUCCUCCUCGACAGUUCCUCUGGUUCCUCUGUCUCUCGUCUCUGCUACGACUUCUUCUUCUUCUCUGAGCGUCGUUCCUUCGUCCUCCGCCGCGCUGCCUUCAACAGCGGCCCUGGUGCUCCUCUCGAGGCCCUACUUCCAGGGCUCUCCCCGUUCCCCUCCAACUCCUUCUGCAGUAGGAGGAGGAGGAGGAGGAGGAGACGAAGCAAAGGGGAAGAGAGGGACGUCCUCUCUCUCUCCUUCUUCUUCUACUGCUUCCGCCUCGCCUUCGUCAGCAGCAGCUACAGCAUCAACGUCGUCCAAGCGUAGGAUCUUCUUCUCGUCCCCCGUCGCAGCGGCCUUUAGCAAACACCGACGCCUCCGCCCACGCCCACGCACACGCCCUUCCGUCGGAGCCUCCGUCGUCCCUAGGUCAUCCUCCUCCUCCCUGUCGUCGAUUUUGGUCCAGGAGGAGGAGGGGGAGGAGGAGGAGGAGGAGGAGGAGGAGGGGGAAGAGGGGGUCGAAGCCAAGGGCAAGAAGCACAGUAAGGGACGUCGCAACAUAAGCCUUGGACGUCAGCAGCAGCAGCAGCAGCAGCAGCCUGCAGCCGCGUGGCUGAGUGAGUCACCCUCCUCCUCACCCUCAACCUCUUCCUCCUCCCCCUCCUCCCCUAUCAUCCUGAUUCCCCCUCCUUCUACCUCACCCCCUCGGCUACUGCCAGCCUCACCGUCGUCGUCGUCAUCAUCAUCCUUCCUGUCGCGACUCAGAAGGACGUCUCCCGCCCACUUGUACCCUUCGGCGUCGUCCUCGCCCUCUUCCAUCAUCUCGCGAAGGCGCCGUCGGAGCGCCUCAGUGCCCCAGUCGCCGUCGGCGUGCCCCUCAUGGGGUGCAUCAGCCCCCCCAGGUGAGGACUCGAGCGACUUGGAGUCGAAGAGACGUAAGCGUUUCCCGAGGAGCGCGUCCUUGCCCGAGCCCGCCGCCGCCCUUGAGGAAGAGGAGGAGGAGGAAGAGGAAGAGGGCGAGGUGGGCUGGGGGGGUGCCUCACCCCCACCCUCGUCGUCCCCUCAUCCAGCCCCUGCCCCUCAGCAGCAGCAGGACUCCCCAGGGGCGCAGUCGAACUCCUCCUCGACGUCGUCGCACUGGAGCAGACGGAGGAUCGUCCUGCCCGGGUCGCCCUCCUACGUCUCUCUGGCUUCUUCUUCCAGCAGCCCCCCGCCUCCGUCCUCGCCCACGUCCAGGGGUGGGGGCUUCACCAUGCCCCGGCCCCUGGCGCAGAAUGCCCUCAUGAAGCCCCUGGUGGCGCUGGCCGUGCCCGGCAUGUACCUGGUCUACAAAUACAAUCAGUACAAGAGACAGCAGCAGGAGGCCAACCGCAGGAAGGCCGCCGAAAAGGAGCUUCUCCAACUCAACUACAAAAUCGACAAACUUCUGAACAAGUUGGACGAACACGAACCGGAGAUGGCCAUGACGCAAGAAGAGGAGUGCGUGAUCUGCGUCCAUGCAAAGGCCACGAUGCAGACCUUCCCCUGUGGCCACCGCGUCGUCUGCAGGAAAUGCUUUGUCAAAACGAUUCAGGUGGCGGUCAGCCAGCGCCUGCUGCCGCUGAGGUGCGUCGUCUGCCGCGCCAAAAUCCUGAGGCUCCGUCAGGCUCGGGACGUCCCCUUCCCAACGUCCGUGUCUCAGUACUCCAUGACGGCGGCGGCGGCCAUGGCGGCUUCGAGCAGGUGCAUGCCUACCUCCAUAUCCCUCUAUUCCUUCGGGUCGGGAUCUUCCGGCAUAUCAGGGAUCUCCAACGUGAGCAGCGCGAGCAGCAACAGCGGAGGGUCCUACUACAGCACAGGGAUACGUGGGAAGUUCAGCAGGCAGAUCCCGACGGGCGGCUGUAACAGCGUCAGCGGUAACAAACGGCUUCAGGGCAAAAAGGUCUCGAGCAAGAGCGGAGCGCGGAGCAAAGAGCCGCUGAUCAAAGGUCUUCCCCAGAUCCACAUCGACGAGUACCGGGAGAUCCCCUGCAGACCCGCGCCCGUAUCCCGUCCACCCAGGGUCCACAUAAGGGAGAACAAAGUCGCUCCUCAGGAGUCCCUAGGAAGGCUUCCCACCAUCAAGGAAUACACGGAAUUCAUUUCGGACAAGGAGUUCGAGAAGGAGAAGUCGUCCUCUACUAGAAUAAGAUGUGCGCAAAAGCUCGUAAGCCAAAUCGAACACCACCACCAUGGAGUCCUCCCCCAGCAGCAGAGAACUCGGAGCCCCAGGGGAACCUCAUCCUCCCCCUCCCCCUCCUCAAUGUCCCCAGCGCCCUCCCAAGCCAGGUCACACAUAACGGUCGCCGCCGUCACUAGUCCUACAACCGCCGGAAUACCCAGAGGGACCAACAACAGAACGUCCUCCUCUUCCCGCGUCGUUCCUCCACAAGCGCGGGUCCUUCCCAGGUCCCCUUCGACGUCGUCGGGAAGCGGCUCGAGGGCAGGAACCUCCUACACCGAUAGGAAGUCCCACAGCGGCGGAGCCACGAUGGGCCGGAGAGAGUCUUCCUCCUCGGCCGUCUCCCUCCGGAGCAACGUCUCGCACGGGAGCGUCAGCUCCGUGCGAAGUAGCGCCUCGGCCAAGAGCGGGUCUUCGGUUAGGAGCGGCAGUGCGUCUCUCAGGGCCUCCAUGACUUCCUCCUCCCGCCACGGAGGGCCGUCCCCUGCCAAGAAGAACUCCUCCUCCUCGUCCUCGACCAAGAACUCCUCCGCCCCGUCCAAGUCCUCGGACUCGAACAACAAGUCCGGCUCGUCCUCGAGGAAGGACUCCGAGGGCAAGGGGGUGCGGAGGAAGGACGCGGCGGCCGACGGGAAGGGCGGGGGGAACGACAAGCGAGGCAAGACGACCAAGGGGGAGAGCAAAAUCAAGGCGCUGAAAAAGAGGUUCGAGGGGAAGGAGUACCACAGACUGCAGUAGCUCAAAACAAAAGACGAAAGGUUCCCGCGACGUGCUGUGCAGACAGAAACAUUAUUAAACAAAAAGACGAAAAAAAACUUUCCCUGUAGCAAUACGGUUGUUUCAGAGACCACGUUGAACGUAGAUAUGGAGGUUUUGCUGUGUUAUGAAAUACUUCGUUAGCAAUAAUACUAUUGAUAAUAAUAAUUAAUAAUAAUAAAAUAACAAACACAAAUUCCUAGUCGAGUGGAUAUUGCAAUACCUGUAUCAAUACCUGUUUGUUUACUCUCAGUCCCCCGAUGACCCUUAAGAAUGGAAAAAAAAAAUGUUCCAGUUUGUGUUUUGUCAGACAACUAAAGAUAUAUAUGGAGAGAAAAAAAAAAUAAUGUUUUGAGUGUGGUUCAAAUGCCAGCUAGGGCUCUCCUUUCGCACCAGACGCCCGAAACUGUGAAAGUGUCUUCGCGCGGAGAAAAAAAGUCUCGGUUCCUGAGUCCUGGCAGUGGCGUCUACGCUUACGCCUGGCGUUUAAGACCCUGCCCACCACCACGUUUCCGUUCACUUUUUCGAAAUGUCUGCUACAGGACGUUCCUCCUCCUCCUCCUCCUCCU
Molecule: messenger RNA, 3669 nt
Organism: Macrobrachium nipponense
Lineage: Eukaryota; Metazoa; Arthropoda; Malacostraca; Decapoda; Palaemonidae
Product: probable serine/threonine-protein kinase dyrk2
Exons: 8
Coding region: 1397-3082 (561 amino acids)
Biological process (GO): protein autoubiquitination
Molecular function (GO): ubiquitin-protein transferase activity
Source: RefSeq, a predicted model, not a curated record